Molecule: messenger RNA, 2240 nt
Organism: Brienomyrus brachyistius
Lineage: Eukaryota; Metazoa; Chordata; Actinopteri; Osteoglossiformes; Mormyridae
Gene: tm2d2
Product: TM2 domain containing 2
Exons: 4
Coding region: 318-977 (219 amino acids)
Source: RefSeq, a predicted model, not a curated record
GCCGGACAGUUCAGUCGUCAUAUCCGGUUCACGGUGGAAUACGGAAGACGUUGGAGCAAAAUCCGUUUCGGAUAAUGUUUUGGCUUGGUUUACAAUUAUCUUAGGCAAAUUUGUCACUCAUGUUGCUAAAUUCUAAUAUUUAGCUGCUGCGCUUUCCGAUCGUUAUAGGUGCCUGAAUUUUCGUUUAUCUAGGUAGCCAAAGAAAAUAUAUGCACAUAAUAGACCCGCAUUGGUGUUUAUUAGCUGCUUGCUGUACACCAUGAAUAGUCGUUGGAUGUUACUAGCGUUACUGGUUUAGUCAUUCAUUUGAAGGAAGUAUGUUUCGGGUUUCGGUGAGCUACGUUUUGCUGUGUGGACAGGUGCUCUUACUUCUGACGGUAUUGCUAUUGCAAUGUUUGGAAGGUAUCCAGUCUCAAAAUGCGUCCAUCACGCCUGAAAAUCGGUUGGUGGCGAGUGUUUCGGAUGAGCCGCUUAACGGGACGUUUUCCGUAUCAGUAGUUCAAGGGAACGACUCCCUGGUGUAUAAUCCCCCAUCGCCAGUUGUUCUUUGUAGCUACUUACCAGAUGAGUUCGUAACCUGUCAGGAGCCUGUGGACCACCAGGGCAACUCGACGGCAUUCCAGGGAACGGGGCACGGUUGUGUGAAGUUUGGAGGCCAGGCGUAUAAAGAUGUGAACCACACACGAGUGAUCUGCUACGCUCUGGAUGGUAUCGAGUGCGCUGGAUCUCGAGAGUUUUUGAGAGGAAGCGAGCCUUGCAUUAAGUACACGGGACACUACUUCAUCACCACGCUGUUGUACUCGUUCUUCCUCGGGUGUUUCGGCGUAGACCGCUUCUGCCUCGGCCACACUGGCACAGCUGUGGGCAAACUGCUCACCCUGGGAGGUCUGGGCAUCUGGUGGUUUGUGGAUUUAAUUCUACUUAUUACUGGGGGACUAAUGCCCAGCGAUGGCAGCAACUGGUGCACCUUCUACUGAGAGAGAGACCUUAAGGCGAGUGGUGGAAUGUUGUUUACAGGCACCGUUCACUUAAGUUAAAAUCAGUCAUUUCAUUUUGUUAGAUAUGUAGCAUUGGAGGGUCAAGUGUGUUAAGCUCCAGUGCAUUCUGGAAUGUCCCUGGAGACACGUGGACAGUAAUGUGUCACGUUCCUGGAUUGAUAAGCAGUGGGGUCAGAAGUGAGAAAUGCAUCGAUUGAUGAAAAACGUGAACUGAUGCUCUGAACUGAAUGAGGGCAGAUUCUGAUAUUCUGCUUUGAAUUUACAACCACACAGAGAAGUUUGUCUCUUAGGCGCUCCAACAGAAUGCAGAAGCGCACUCUUGUUUGAUGACUGGCUUUGCAGAGAAGCAGACCAUACAACUGAAAAACGCGUGUCAUGUUUGUGCCAACCACACUGACCAAAGUAAAAGGGCUCACAAGGACGUCUGAACGCUUUGACGUGCACACUGGUUUCGAGAUGGUUUUUGCUAUUCAAAAUGUCUGUGUAUACUUUACCUGUUGGUGAUUCCAUCCUUAUCCCAGUUGUAUGGAGAAAUUUACUUGUACAUUUAAUUUCUUAUUUAUAAUUUUAUCAGUGUGUGUUCCAUAUUUGACAGCAGCGAGUAUCUUUUAAACCACCAAACAAAGAUGAGGAAAGGAAGCUGAUGUCUUUGGAUAUUCUGUAAAUUUAAUGUGCAGUGAAAUGUAGUGUUCACAAUCAGCUUUUUGGGCUGUAAAUGUACUUGGAUAUUUGUUGGUCUGUAUCAUUUAAAAAUUCGAUUUAAUGAUCUAAAAGGUAUCUUAAUAACCUCCUUGGUAGACACUGUACUUAAAUUCUGUCCUUUAAUCACUGGUGACCUGUAAGAGGAUUAAAGGAAUAUUGUUCUAUAUAUACUGUCCCAAAGUCUGCACAACAAAUUUCUCUUUGUAAGAUCUUUGUACAGUAAUCGUGUGCUAUGAAAUGCUCCUGGCAUUAAUUAUAUACAGAUUAUAAACAACGCGGACACCCCGGAUUUGUGUAAAUUAUUUUUUUUGGUAUUCCACAGAAUUGCUUUUUAGAGCAAUAUAUCUCUACCCUGCUGGUUUGAUUUGAAAAUGUAUGCUUUCAUUUUGUCUGAAUCCGUCUGUGUGUGAGGCAGCAUGAUAUGCGAAGCAGUGAUCUCUCUCCCUUUUUUAUAGCGUUGGUUUGAAAUGUGCUGCACUCGUUGGGCUUAUACAUUCACAUGUGACACUGUUGGUGUGAAUAAACAAAUAUAUGUAAAAG